GCUACUGUUUAUUAUCUAUCCUGUUGACUAGUCACUUUACCCCUACCUAUAUGUACAUAUCUACCUGAAUGACCUCGUUCCCCUGCACAUGGACUAGGUACUGGUACCCCGUGUAUAUAGCUAAGUUAUCGUUAGUCAUUAUGGAUUUAUUCCUCCUGUUAUUAUCUUUCUAUGAUUUCUCUGUUUUCUUUCUCUCUGUGUUGUUGGGAAAGACCUGUAAGUCAGCAUGUCACUGUUAGUCCACACCUGUUGUUUACCAAGGAUUAGGAUGUUUUUUAAAUUUGAUUUUGAAUGUUUUACUUUUCUUUGUGCGUGUGUGUCUCAUGCCAGCCGUGUGAUGUUGGACGUCCUGAUAAUAGGUGGAGGGCCCCAUGCCCUGACCCUGGCCACCCUGCUGUCCUGUCCAGACCGGGCCCUGUCCCCACCUCCCCCCAACACAGACAUCCUCCAGGGGGUACAGCUCAGCCAGGGCAGGGCCAAGACCAGCCGCUCUAAGACCAAGAGAGGAGGAGCUACCAGACAGCAGCCAGCCGAGCCCGAGGAGCAGGCCACUCCAGACCCACAGUCAGUCUCAUCCUGCCCUCCGCUGGCCUUCAAAGUGGUGGACUCAUACGGAGAAUGGACCUCGCUGUGGGAGAGCCAGUUCAGAGCACUCAACAUCCCUCACCUCCGCUCACACACCCUGGUGCACACAGACCCACUCAAUAAGAGGGCUUUGCAGGAGUUUGUCCUGGAGAACGAUCGGACAGCGGAGCUACACUGCCUCCCUGACCACACCUUAAUUCUGGAUGAGAACGCCUUCUUCAACGACAUGCGCCUGGGCAAGAAGGACAGGAGGAGACUGAGCAGCAACAGAGGCCUGCAGAAGAGCCUGUACUUUAGCCUGCCAGGCACCAGGCUCAGUGUGGACUUCUUCAGACAGCAGGUGGACAAAUAUGGCCUGGACAGUGUCCUGACAAAGGGCACAGUGGACAGACUGACCCCUGUGAUGUCUGAAGGAAUUGUGACGUCAUUCAGGGUGUUCCUUCAGAAUGGGGACGUUCUCGAGGCGCAGCGGGUAGUCAUGGCGACCGGGCCGACCCGUGCCCAUAUGGCCAACAUUCCUUCCUGGGUGUCGUCCAUAGCGGAGAGCUACCCUGAGGAACGCCUGCAGCACACCGUGCAGCUCAUGCACCACCACCCCGCCUCACGGUCAGCACGGCAACAGGAACCAGGAAGCCAGAACCAGGAACAGGAAGAGAGUUCUUCUUCUUUCUCAUCAGCAGGUCCCUAUGUGGUGUGUGAGCCUGGCCAGAGGGUGGUGGUGGUUGGUGGAGGCCUGACCAGCGCUCACAUCAUCUCCAUCGCUCUGCAGCAAGGAGCCAGUCAUGUGACCUGGGUGAUGCGCAAACACUUACAGCUGAAGCAGUUUGAUGUGGGGGACGUGGAAAGCCUGGUGGGGCGUUACUCCCAUGUGGAGCAUGGUAUCAAGAUGGACGGCCUGGCCUACCUGCGUCAGUUCUACAACGAGAGCAGCCUGCAUAGGAGACUGGCCAUGAUCAGACAGGCCAGGAAGGGAGGGGCAGUUACACCUGAGGCCUACGCAGCUCUGCAGCCCUACAUCCAGACUGGACAGCUGGCUGUCCGAGCAUACUGCCAGGUGACUGAAGCUAAGUGGUGCUAUGAAAGCCAGGUGUGGAGACUGUUGCUGUGUGGACAGAAUGGCUGUGAGUCCUGGACUGGGGACAGGAUAUGGCUGGCUACAGGAUGUAAACUGGACGUCAAUCAAGACCCUAUGCUCUCUUCGGUCAUCAAGGAAUUCCCUAUUCAGGUCCUGGAUGGCUGGCCUUGUAUAUCUGAGAGCUUGCAGUGGGCUCCAGGCUGUCCUCUGUACCUGAUGGGACAGUACGCAGCACUUCAGGUUGGUCCGCACGCGCUGAAUCUGGCAGGAGGACAGGCGGCAAGCGCGCGCAUCGCGAAGGACAUUGUAUCCCAGCACAGCCAGAGUGGAGACGAAGGGACAGGGACACAAACCACCGUGGAGAGAACACAGACCGAAGAUUAUAUUCAACAGAUGCACGGGCUGAUGUGGUUAUGAUUAAAGGGAUAUUUACGCAUAGAUCAUGGAUUCAGCUGCCUCCCCCCUCUUUUCUUUCUUCAAACGAAUCCCUCGCGGUUAAGCCACGCCCUUCAUGUCCGUACCUGCGCGACAGGGGCGGGGCUGGCAACCACGAAAACAAAUGACUGCGCUUGGAAGAUGAUAGCCUUGUAAUUCUGUUGUUGCCUACACACUUGGAGGAUUUGAUAGCCUACAUUACAUGCUUGUCUGAUUGUAGUUGUUAUUCUGAGUAAAUUAGUCUCGUUGACUCCACAUCCAACUUCUGCCAGGUUAGUGACAUUAAAGUUUCAUGUAUCGGACUAAAGUUUUCCUUCACCAUGGAGUGGAGUUUAGUCCGCUAAACUUCAUGUAUCCUAUCUAGAGACCGAUGCUGUUAUUGUUCUGUCAUGUUGUCUUUUUACUCCAUAUUAUCCCAAUAAAGGUAUUAGCAAAAUAA
Messenger RNA from Coregonus clupeaformis (lake whitefish), 2534 nucleotides. RefSeq lists its product as uncharacterized. The transcript has 9 exons. The coding region runs from base 227 to 2077 and encodes 616 amino acids. The record is from RefSeq and is a predicted model, not a curated record. Lineage: Eukaryota; Metazoa; Chordata; Actinopteri; Salmoniformes; Salmonidae.